CAGAGAAACAAAAUAUGGAUCUGAUUCAACCUAAUUUCAAAAUCUCCAGCUGCUGCGACCCACCUCUUCUCCCCACUCCUUAAACAUUAUAUAACACACACAGCCCUAGCACACUAAUCUGGCCUCUCUUCGUUGUCGCCGGGGGGAACUGCUCGUCUAUCCUUGAUCUUCAGCUUUCAGAACCUGCCGGUCACGUCGCUCUCAUUAUCAUAUUGGUAGUCAUGGUUUUGGUCUUGUUGUUAGGCCCGCCCUCUCUGUUCUGAUGGCUAGGAAAGGCCGGUUUACCAAAAAGGCUAAAUCAGGACCAGCAUGCCAGCAGUCUCAAAAGGCACCGGCUUCGGCUCCGUCUCCGACUUCGGCUCUGCACCAAGAUGAAUCUGAAAUUCCCCAAGCAAGCUAUGGUGGUGUCCAUACAACUGUACGCCCGUUCCGUCCACCACGCAGUGAACCAAGGCCUGCUCCACAGACGCGCACUUAUAGCAGUCAAAACUCGGAGCUGGGAUCCGACCAAGUGGAUACCAAUGCUCAUGAAGUGGAUUCUAUUGACCAAGAAGUUGACGACCGCUCUGUUGCUUCUAGAGCUCAGAGUCGCAAAGGACGGAAGACCACAGAGUAUUGGACGGUUAAGACCAUCGAUUCCGAUGGCACAAUCAAGGCGGCUAACAUCAGUGUGAGGGAGGCUAUGGAACGGUCCAAUGGUAGAAGGAUCGUACUUAGGUUCAACAAUGAAAAGCAGCCAGUUGGAGACGAAGCUGGCCUGUUGAGUGGCGUUCUUGGCAUGCUUGGAUCUGACUACGGUAAAUUCCCUAUCUGCGAGGAAAGUUGGCGUCACGUUACCACUAAGGAAAAAGUUUAUUUCGAAUGUGUCAAGCAAAUCUUUGAGUUUGAUGAAGAUAGUGACGGAGUUAUAAAAAAAAUAUUUUGAAAAGUAUGGGGAAGUCCUGGAAAGAUACAAGGCUAAGGUUGUAUGAUGAUUACUACGAGCCAACACUGUCGACUGAAGAAAAUAUCGAGAACCGUCCGCCAGGAAUUGAUUGAGAUCACUGGCGAUGGUACCUUGAUUAUCGCGCCAAACCUGAGACGAAAGUAAAAAUAGUAUUUAUAUUGGUAUAAUAUAGUACAAUCCCCUUUGCAUUGUGUCUUUUUUAAAAUAGCUUCUAACGACCGUUUAUCUCUUAUGGACCAAUAGGAAAAGUGCAGGAAAAAUGCAUUAAAUCGAUCAAAACAGCUGUAUACACACACUGGCUGUUCAAAAAGCCUGGCUCGGCGGAGGGAAGAAGAGUAAGAAUAAGAAGGAAGGAUAGUCAGUAGAGGAGAGUUGUGGAUCAAGGUUCACAAAAGAAGGGAUGGCUCUUAUAUUAAUGAUGAGGCGAGAGAAAUUGGUGAAAGACUUCUGGAGAUUGAGCAAGAAGAUGAGUCUUCUAGAGUCUUGUCUUAAAAUGAUUCCCUUGCUCAGGUUUUUGGAAGAGAGAAACCGGGUAGAGUGCAUGGAGUGGGUCUUGGACUGACUCCUUGUCAACUCUUUGGUACAAAUUUGCGGCCAUCAGUAAACCGAGUCCUAGAAGAGGAGACGCAAAGGAAGCUGAAUGAACUACAGACAGAACUGGAAGCUGAGAAGUUGAAAAGGAAGGCGAUGGAAGAUGAAGCAGCAGCAGACAAGAAAAGGAUAAAGGUAAUGGAGAGUGCUUUGAUUUAUCUUUUUCAACGGCAGGGUAAGGAGCUGCCACCAGAGAUUGCUGCAGGGAUGUGUUAAGUGGUUUUGAUUCAGUAGAAAAUAGUAGUUUAGGAUUGAAAUUGUUUUGGAUGGAUGCAUACUUUUUUUGAAGUAGACUACGCAACUCUUAGCAAGAGAUUUAUUUUGUUGAUAUUUUGAUAAAUACAUUUUGGUUUUUGGAUAUUUUUCU
Arachis stenosperma is the source of this 1904-nucleotide messenger RNA. RefSeq lists its product as uncharacterized. Lineage: Eukaryota; Viridiplantae; Streptophyta; Magnoliopsida; Fabales; Fabaceae. The transcript has 6 exons. Bases 263 to 925 code for a protein of 220 amino acids. The record is from RefSeq and is a predicted model, not a curated record.